Molecule: messenger RNA, 1077 nt
Organism: Aspergillus sclerotioniger CBS 115572
Lineage: Eukaryota; Fungi; Ascomycota; Eurotiomycetes; Eurotiales; Aspergillaceae
Exons: 3
Coding region: 1-1077 (358 amino acids)
Source: RefSeq, a predicted model, not a curated record
AUGAUUCCUGUCCCAAUUCCAGCUCUCCCGUCCUCUCCUCUUCUUCUUCUUCUUCUUCCUCUUCUUCUCCUCAACAGCCGUAUGGUUAGACAGUUCUCCCUCUCCUCUUUCUUCUCUCUUCCCCCCCGCGGCCAGAAGGAUCCGGUACAUCCUUCUAGUCGUCCCGCUCCGGUCGGUCUCCGACGUUCCUCUCCUUUGCCUUGUUUUCAAGGCGUCCGUUCUUUUCUUGCGCCUCAGGUAGGCACAUCCUCUCCUUCUUUUGCUUCUACUGAGAAGCCCACUUCUUCCGUUCCUCGUUCCCGUUCCCGUGGUCAGGAGUUCCUGAAAAGGUUCGACGCCACACACACUCGUUCCCCCAACUGUCGUUCCCCCCCUUCCCCCCCUGUGGCUUCGGCCACGUCCCCUCGUUCUGUACCCCAUGACAAGCCUCCCAGCACCUUGCGGUUUCUUCGUCGUCCCUCCUCUUCUUCCCCUUCCACUCGUUCCCCCCGUGCGGCUUCGGCCGCGUCCACUCAUUCUCAUCCUACCCGUUCUCGUGGGGAGGCGUUCCUGCAAAGGUUCGACUCCUCACACCCCCGUUCCCCCCCUGUGGCUUCGGCCACGUCCGCUCGUUCUGUGCCUCGUGGCACAUCUAUUCCUAGACCUUGUGUGGUUCUUCGGGCCACUUCCCCUCGUGUAUACCGGUGUACUUCGGGCACCACUCCUGUCGUGGUUCCUCGGGCCACAUCCACUCGUUCGUAUAUCCCUAUUCGUUCUGUGGCUUCGGCCAAAUCCUGUCGUUCCCCUCGUGUUUCCCGUGGUCGUGCGUUCCUGGAGAGGUUCAACGCCACACAUCCUUAUCCUUCCCCUGUGGCUUCGGCCACGUCCACUCGUUCUGUUCCUCGUUCCCCCUCUGUGGCUUCGGCCACGUCCGCUCCUUCAAAACCGAUGAAAUCGGUUCGGUUCGUAGAGACCACCACGGUGGUGGUGGUUCCUCGGUGGAUUCUGAAGUGGAGAGACAUCCACAGGUGCAGCUGGAGGUCACAGGUCGGGCAAGAGACGACAUCGAACAGCUCCAACGGUGAUCGGGCACCGUAG